AUGUCCACCUCAGCCUCCUCCAACCAAGGCCCUCGCCGCGUAGGCCAGUGGCUGUACCUGCGGCCCGAGAGCAUCGAAGAAUACAAAAAGUGCCACGCAGCCGUAUGGCCCGAGGUGCUGAAGCAGAUCCAAGAUUCCAACGUGCGAGAUUACUCGAUAUUCCUCUCCCUCUCCCCGCGCCCAACGCUCUUCGCGAGCUUCAAGUACGUCGGUCACGCGUUCGACGAGGAUAUGGCGCGCAUGGCAGCCAACCCCAAGGUGCAGGAGUGGUGGGCCAUGACGGACGGCAUGCAGGAGUCGCCUGUGCAGGGGGCGGUGGGGAGCAAGGAGGGGCCUGGGUGGUGGGGGCAGACGGAGGAGGUGUUUUAUGUGGAGUAG
This is a messenger RNA of Ascochyta rabiei, 378 nucleotides long. RefSeq lists its product as uncharacterized. The transcript has 2 exons. Bases 1 to 378 code for a protein of 125 amino acids. Gene Ontology annotation, molecular function: racemase and epimerase activity, acting on carbohydrates and derivatives. The record is from RefSeq and is a predicted model, not a curated record. Lineage: Eukaryota; Fungi; Ascomycota; Dothideomycetes; Pleosporales; Didymellaceae.